Vicia villosa (hairy vetch) is the source of this 480-nucleotide messenger RNA. RefSeq lists its product as uncharacterized. Bases 1 to 480 code for a protein of 159 amino acids. The record is from RefSeq and is a predicted model, not a curated record. NCBI's taxonomy places the organism in Eukaryota, Viridiplantae, Streptophyta, Magnoliopsida, Fabales, Fabaceae. The transcript has a single exon.
AUGAAUACCGAUGAGUUUGGUGGCAUGAUAAAGGUGAUGGACAGCACCUACAGUAGUGUAGAAAACGCGACAGAUUUGGGCUCAAAACAUAAUGUCAUGAUUUCGGUUCGAGAUGGAACCCAAGGCAGCGAGGAGUGGUACUUACAAUCCGGUUGUUCAACGCAUAUGACGGGGAGAAAAGAUUGGUUUGUGCAAAUCAAUCAGGUGGCGAAAAAUAAAGUGAAGUUUGCGGACGAUUCCACUCUCAUGGCCGAAGGUGUCGGUGAUGUGUUGAUCGGAAAGAAUAAUGGUGGACAUUCUAAGAUCAAAGAUGUGCUAUAUAUUCGGAGUAUUAAAUGUAACCUUUUAAGUAUUGGCCAAUUACUUGAGAAAGGUUACCAUAUACGCCGGGAAGAUAAGAUCUUGCGAGUUGUCGAUGCUAGUGGUGUGUUGAUCCAAAGGCUCCUAUGGCUUCCAAUAGGACUUUCAAUGUUGAGAUGA